AUGGCGGACUAUACUACCAAGGAUGCGGUGGUCGAGGCCAAGGGCACGCCAGAAAUGGACGCAGACGAGUUACGAUUGGCCCAGAUGGGCCAUACUCAGGAACUCAAACGUCACUUCAGCAUCUUGUCCCUUAUUGGUCUCGCCUCAACAACCACCAUCUCUUGGACUGGACUCGGUCUGGGUAUUGUCACUGAGAUUGGUGCCGGUGGACCGGGUGCUAUUAUCUACGGCUUCAUUCUCGUGACAAUUCUGCAAAGCUUUCUCGGCGCCUCGCUGGCCGAAUUUGUGUCCAGUUAUCCGACCGAGGGUGGCAUGUACCAUUGGAUUGCUGCCAUUGCGCCAAAGAGAUACAGUGCAUUCCUAAGUUUUAUUACUGGGUGGUUGACUGUUUGCGGCUGGGUAUUCACCACCGCCUCAACGAACUUGAUCUUUGCCCAAGUUGUCCAAGCACUUUACGCUCUGUAUCAUCCGGAUCUAGUCAUCAAGACAUGGCAAACUUUUAUUAUUUACCAGAUCCUGAACUUGUUGACAGCGGCUGUGGUCCUCUUUGGCAACAAAAUUAUCCCGGCCCUUAACAGGUUCUCUCUGUUCUACCUACAGAUUGGCUGGUUGGUUGUAUUGAUCACAGUUGUGGCAUGUGCUCCAACACACCAGAGUUCCGAGUUCGUUUUCAGAACCUGGAUCAACAAUACCGGCUGGAACAAUAACGUUAUUUGCUUUAUCACUGGCUUGGUCAAUCCUCUUUACAGUCUGGGUGGACUUGAUGGUGUCACUCAUAUCACCGAGGAGAUGCCUAAUCCCUCGCGUAAUGCACCUCUUGCCAUUGCCAUCACUUUGACAAUUGCCUUCACCACUGGCUUGACCUACUUGAUUUCGCUGAUGUUCAGCGUUCAGGACUUCGGUGCCCUUUCUACUACUAAUACCGGUCUCCCCCUUGCCGAACUUUUCCGUCAGGCAACACAAUCAGCUGGUGGCGCCUUUGGUCUGACAUUUAUCCUAUUUGUUGCAUUGGGACCUUGUGUUAUUUCAUCCCAGCUGUCUACAUCACGUGUCCUCUGGGCUUUUGCUCGUGACGGUGCCAUGCCUUUCUCUGACACCUGGGCACGCGUGAGCAAGCGCUUCGAAAUCCCCUUCAACUCGCAGUUGUUGGUCGCCGCUGCCAAUGCAGCUUUGGGAUGUAUCUAUCUUGGAAGCAGCACAGCUUUUAACAGUAUGUUGGGUGCCGCUGUUACUAUCAAUAACGUCGCCUACUUAAUUCCCAUUGCCACGAACAUGCUCAUGGGUAGGUCCGGCAUGCACAAGGGCGCGUUCCAUAUGGGCAAAUGGGGCUGGAUCGUCAACGGUGUGACGGUGGCCUGGCUGCUCUUUGCAAUUGUUUUCUUCAGCUUCCCGUAUGCCAUGCCUGUCACAGUGCAGAACAUGAACUAUACAUGCGUCGUUGUUGGGGGUAUUCCUCUUCUGGUCUUGGCGUGGUGGUUCCUGGGUAGCAAGAAGUAUAAGGAUAGAAUUGCCCGCGCUAAGGAAGAGUAA
This is a messenger RNA of Talaromyces stipitatus ATCC 10500, 1530 nucleotides long. Its product is annotated as choline transporter Hnm1, putative. NCBI's taxonomy places the organism in Eukaryota, Fungi, Ascomycota, Eurotiomycetes, Eurotiales, Trichocomaceae. The transcript is spliced from 5 exons. Bases 1 to 1530 code for a protein of 509 amino acids. Gene Ontology annotation, molecular function: transmembrane transporter activity. Gene Ontology annotation, cellular component: membrane. The record is from RefSeq and is a predicted model, not a curated record. Gene Ontology annotation, biological process: transmembrane transport.